CAGCGGAAGCGCCCGCGGAACACAAUGCAGCACUGAGGCAGCGCCGYGGUGGAGGCUGCAGCUCCUUGGCAGCUGCAGCAUCGGCCCGGGCUGGGAGGGGGCGGCUGAGGGAAGCCGGAGGGCUCUGAGCUAGAGAGCCGGACCAGGCAGCCCCGGCAUGAGCAGCUGAGCGUCUCGGGCGCGGUAGGCUGACAGCAGCACCAUGCAGGCGGCAGCGACUGCGUCCGUGCCCUUCUUGCUGCUCUGCGUCCUGGGGACCUGUCCCCUGGCGCUCUGCGGCCGGGCAGGAGACGCCUCUUUGACGGAGCUGGAAAGGAGGAAUGAAAACCGCUUCCUGGAGCGCCAGAGCAUCGUGCCACUGCGCCUCAUCUACCGCUCGGGAGGCGAAGACGAAACUCAGCAUGACGAGCUCAACACUCGGGUGCGGGGCGACCUCGGCGGCCGGCAGUUGACUCAUGUUGACCAGGCCAGCUUCCAGGUUGAUGCCUUUGGAACGUCAUUCAUUCUUGAUGUCACGUUAAACCAUGAUUUGUUGUCCUCGGAUUACAUAGAGAGGCACAUCGAACAUGGAGGCAAGACUGUGCAAAGCAAAGGAGGAGAGCACUGUUACUACCAGGGCCAGAUCCGAGGAAAUCCUGUCUCAUUUGUUGCAUUGUCAACAUGUCAUGGACUUCAUGGAAUGUUCUAUGAUGGGAACCACACAUAUCUCAUUGAGCCAGAAGAAAAUGAGACGGCCCAGGAGGAUUUCCAUUUUCAUUCGGUUUACAAAUCCAGACUCUUUGAAUUUCCCAUGGAUGAUCUUCCAUCUGAAUUCCAGCAAAUAAACAUCACUCCACCAAAAUUUAUUUUGAAACCAAGACCCAAAAGGAGUAAACGGCAGCUUCGAUAUCCUCGWAAUGUAGAAGAGGAAACCAAAUACAUCGAACUGAUGAUUGUGAAUGAUCACCUCAUGUUUAAAAAGCACCGCCUUUCUGUUGUGCAUACCAACACCUAUGCCAAAUCUGUGGUGAACAUGGCAGAUAUAAUAUAUAAAGACCAACUUAAGACAAGGAUAGUAUUGGUUGCCAUGGAAACCUGGGCGGCUGACAACAAGUUUGCCAUAUCUGAAAAUCCAUUGAUCACCCUACGUGAGUUUAUGAAAUACAGAAGGGAUUUUAUCAAAGAGAAAAGUGAUGCAGUUCACCUUUUUUCGGGAAGUCAAUUUGAGAGUAGCCGGAGCGGGGCUGCUUAUAUUGGUGGGAUUUGCUCGUUGCUGAAAGGAGGAGGCGUGAAUGAAUUUGGGAAAACUGAUUUAAUGGCAGUUACACUUGCCCAAUCAUUAGCCCAUAAUAUUGGUAUUAUCUCAGACAAAAGAAAAUUAGCAAGUGGUGAGUGCAAAUGUGAGGACACAUGGUCCGGAUGCAUAAUGGGAGACACUGGCUAUUAUCUUCCUAAAAAGUUCACCCAGUGUAACAUUGAAGAGUAUCAUGACUUCCUGAACAGUGGGGGUGGCGCCUGCCUGUUCAACAAGCCUUCCAAGCUGCUCGACCCUCCUGAGUGUGGCAAUGGCUUCAUUGAAACUGGAGAAGAGUGUGACUGUGGAACCCCUACAGAAUGUGUCCUUGAAGGAGCAGAGUGUUGUAAGAAAUGCACCUUGACUCAGGACUCUCAAUGCAGUGAUGGUCUCUGUUGUAAAAAGUGCAAGUUUCAGCCUAUGGGGACCGUGUGCCGAGAAGCAGUGAACGAUUGUGAUAUUUCUGAAACAUGCUCAGGAAAUUCAAGCCAGUGUGCCCCUAAUAUUCAUAAAAUGGAUGGAUAUUCAUGUGAUGGUACUCAGGGAAUUUGCUUUGGAGGACGAUGUAAAACCAGGGAUAGACAAUGCAAAUAUAUCUGGGGACAAAAGGUGACAGCAUCAGACAAAUACUGCUAUGAGAAACUGAACAUCGAGGGGACUGAGAAGGGAAACUGUGGGAAAGACAAAGACACAUGGAUACAGUGCAACAAAAGGGAUGURCUUUGUGGUUACCUUUUGUGUACCAACAUUGGCAAUAUCCCAAGGCUUGGAGAACUCGAUGGUGAAAUCACAUCCACUUUGGUUGUGCAACAGGGAAGAACAUUAAACUGCAGUGGUGGGCAUGUUAAGCUUGAAGAAGAUGUAGACCUUGGCUAUGUGGAGGAUGGGACACCCUGUGGUCCUCAAAUGAUGUGCUUGGAACACAGGUGUCUUCCUGUGGCUUCCUUCAACUUUAGUACUUGCUUAAGUGGUAAAGAAGGCACUGUUUGUUCAGGAAAUGGAGUGUGCAGUAACGACCUGAAGUGUGUCUGUGAUACGCUCUGGACAGGUGCAGACUGCAGCACUUUGUUACUUCACAAUGAAGGUCCAAAGACUAGCAACGGUGUUGCUGGCAUCAAUAUCAUAAUAGGCAUAAUUGCCGGCACCAUUUUAAUGCUGGCCCUCAUAUUAGGAAUAACUGCCUGGGGUUAUAAAAACUAUCGAGAACAGAGACAGUUACCCCAGGGAGAUUAUGUAAAAAAGCCUGGAGAUGGCGACUCUUUUUAUAGCGACAUUCCUCCUGGAGUCAGCACAAACUCAGCAUCUAGUUCUAAGAAGAGGUCUGCUUUUCUGUCGCAUUUUCAGAUUUCUACCUGUUCCAUCACACAUUAUUCCAUUAGUCAGAACAUUUCAUUAUUUUGCAGCAGGUCAAAUGGGCUCUCUCAUUCUUGGAGUGAAAGGAUUCCAGACACAAAACAUAUUUCAGAUAUCUGUGAAAAYGGGCGACCUCGAAGUAACUCUUGGCAAGGUAAUGUGGGUGACAACAGAAAGAAAAUCAGAGGCAAAAGAUUUAGACCUCGAUCUAAUUCAACUGAGUAUUUAAAUCCAUGGUUCAAAAGAGACUAUAAUGUAGCUAAGUGGGUAGAAGAUGUGAAUAAAAACACUGAAGGACCGUACUUUAGGACUUUAUCUCCUGCCAAGUCUCCUUCUUCAUCAACUGGGUCCAUUGCAUCCAGCAGAAAGUACCCUUAUCCAAUGCCUCCACUUCCGGAUGAGGAGAAGAAAGUGAAUCGACAAAGUGCCAGGCUAUGGGAAACAUCCAUUUGAGAUCAACUGUUUACAUGUGACACAUCAAAACUGUUUACUUCAACUUUUAUAGAAGCCCAGCCUCACGGAAUCACUGCAAAUCUAUCUGCUCUUCAGAGGACACCAAAACCCUCUGAGAUGCCACAGAGGAGAGGAAGCUGUUUCACAUCUGGAUACCAUUUUCUUUUUGUCAUUGGCUUAGGAUUUAACUGAACCAUGAAAAGAACUACUGACAUGUCACAUUAUAACACGGAACAAUAAGGGUACUGGUAUGUUAAUGGAUAAUCCGCAUGACAGAUAUAUGUAGAAAUAUCAAUAAAAUUAACUCACAUGACCCCAAAUGUAGCAAGUUUCCUAAGGGACAAUAGUGGUUUCAGAACUUCACAUUCUGAAGCACAUCCUCAUUGUAUACAGUAAUGCUAUAUGCAUGAAGCUUCUGUUUAUUGUUUUCCAUAUUUAAGGAAACAACAUCCCAUAAUAGAAACUAGCAUGCAGGGCUACGGCAUAUAGGAUUUUUCUGCAGGACUUUACAGCUUUGAGAGGCCAAUAUCCCAUAUGCUAACUUUAAACAUGUAUUUUUAUUUUUUGUUUUUUACUUUUCAUAUUUAUAUAAGCAUUCAAGGACAAUUGUACAUAUGUAAACAUUUUUAAAAUUAAAAAAGCAGCUGUUACACACAAGUGUAUUUUGCCAAAUGCCUAAAAAGAGUCAGUCACAAUCACAUCAUCGUCCUACCAUCCAAUGGUCUUCAAAGAGUAUAAGCAGAUGAUGUAAAUAUAGUGGUCAAUGCAGUAAAUGUGUCUCUCCAUAAUUGGUAUUUGUCGAAAACAUGUGAUAUCCCUUUAAACUGUGUGUAGUCUGGAGGCAGUUUUAUUGAGUCAUCAAGAAGCAAAAUGCUCAGCAAAACUUCUGGCCUCCAUAGCUUGCUAAAGCAGGAGUCCAGUAGUGUGGCUGCCUUGCUGCCUUGAGACUAUGCUGGUGAUUGCUCUCUGGGCCCCCAUCCGAUAGCCCAUGCACUUCUCUUCUGGGGGUACAUGGUGCCUGCCGCAGCAGCUAUUCUCUUCCACUUCCAGAGCAUAUCAACUAGUCUCACCCUGGAGGCCAUGAGCCCCCAGCAGUGUGUUCUGCUGAGGUUAAGCAGGUGAACCAAAGACAAUCCAGACCACAAGCUGCUGGUGAACUGGUAGCUUCCAUCUUGCCAAUACUCUAACCCUUCUGUGUAGCCUGAAGUUUUUUUUCCUUGACAAAACUUUUCAGCCACCCUUAUCUGUGAAAGAAUGACUUGUUGUAACAAAAACAACUUCUACACUGUUUAUUAAGGGUAUGUGUUAACACUGGGAUGUGAGUCCCAACAGGUCAUUCUGUGUUGACCCUUGAGCAAGAUGAUGGAUGGUUCUGCUGUCUGAGCUGGGAAGCCGUAACAGGGCACAAAGGGUUAAAUGAAAUCUAAAGCCACAAAGAUGCAGCAACUGGAAAAUUAUACAAACAGCAGCAGAAAGAAUCUGAUGUCUUGAGCCCUGUCAUCUUUAAUCCAUAGAAAAAUGAGAAUUUUAUGUUCAAAGCCCUAUUUUUAAACCAAAAGUUCGAUAGCUAUUAUAAGGCCAGUCUGUCAGUCCAAAAAAAAAAAAAAAAAUUAAAAAAAAGGCACUCUAGUGAGGUCAGAAAUUGAUGGGAUCAAUCGUGAUCUUUUGUGAAGUAUACUUCUGAUUUCCUCUUUUUAUUUUUUUUCUACAUUUGCUUGAGAGGAAGGGAAUCAGCUGAUAAGAUAUCAGGAAUGCC
Molecule: messenger RNA, 4835 nt
Organism: Urocitellus parryii (Arctic ground squirrel)
Lineage: Eukaryota; Metazoa; Chordata; Mammalia; Rodentia; Sciuridae
Gene: Adam22
Product: ADAM metallopeptidase domain 22
Biological process (GO): proteolysis
Cellular component (GO): postsynaptic density membrane
Molecular function (GO): metalloendopeptidase activity
Source: RefSeq, a predicted model, not a curated record